Guyanagaster necrorhizus is the source of this 879-nucleotide messenger RNA. RefSeq lists its product as uncharacterized. The record is from RefSeq and is a predicted model, not a curated record. Bases 150 to 626 code for a protein of 158 amino acids. The transcript is spliced from 7 exons. NCBI's taxonomy places the organism in Eukaryota, Fungi, Basidiomycota, Agaricomycetes, Agaricales, Physalacriaceae.
UAAGCGCUGCGUUUUCGCGCUCAUGGUGAAGUACUUGCCUGAGUGAAUCAGUAUGUCCACGACGGAGUCUAUCUGACAUAGUCCUAGGUUACUUGUGGGAUAAGUACUUGAUUUCACAAUGAUCCCAAGUAUUUCUGGUGUUGCAGGAGAUGCAGCUUGGAAAUGUUGGUUGGAACUGGGAAAGCUUUAGCGAAGCUCUUUCCAAGACAAUCUCUGUUACUCCGCCAGAAACUUCGGCAGAAGAACUGAAGCGAACAAGAGAUUUAGAAAAUUGGAAGUUAACGACAAACGGCCCUCUACAACUAUCUUUUCCACGCACUCUACUUGACGUAGAUAUCCGUUUCCAUGGAGCUUUGGUUAAUUCGGGUAUCCGGAAAAUUCCACAACGGCUUGACGGUGAUCCCCACGGCACGUUCUUCACUUUGAACACAUUGGAUCCGUUAUUGAAUUAUCGCUCUCACUCGACGAGUUCUUUCCUUCGGAACUCGAGUCGUCCAAAUCUUUCCAUUCUUCUAAACGCAUCCGCCACAAAACUGGAAAUUCCUGACUCUAAAGAGGAUUUGACGGCAACAGGAGUCAAGUUCUUCCAUGGCAUCAAAUCUUAUGUGGCGCGUGCAGAUAGAUGACAACCUCGUUCUUGACCUAAAAUGAUACUGUGAGGGUUCAUGGACUAAAUAUUGCAUUUAUGGAAAACCCUACGAAAGCUCGCGAUGACCUUGAUUGUUCGGAGGUGAACGAUGUCGUGGAUAGCAUUAAGCGCAAGGUCGAGGAGGAAGGGUUGAUUGAUCGUGAGCAUCCAUUAACUAUGUGCUAGGUAUCGUAGGUAUAUGGCACUAUAGUUCCUUAUUUUUUCUACUCGAGAAUUGUAACGAUCAUGAC